Macrobrachium nipponense is the source of this 1255-nucleotide messenger RNA. RefSeq names its product cell death-inducing p53-target protein 1-like. NCBI's taxonomy places the organism in Eukaryota, Metazoa, Arthropoda, Malacostraca, Decapoda, Palaemonidae. The transcript has 6 exons. The record is from RefSeq and is a predicted model, not a curated record. The coding region runs from base 200 to 760 and encodes 186 amino acids.
UUACGUAGUCAGGGGGAGAGUGGACAUUAGUCUGGCUGCUUUUAUCUUGCACAGUCAGACACGUAUUCGCUUUGGGGUAGCCAUUCCUCUGCCAGACUUCGUCUAUCUUGGAUAACGCGUGCCAUCUUGUUGGCUUUGAUGUAAGACACUGAAGGCCGAAAAGUUUCCUCUUCUGCUUCCAGAUUCUGAAACUGCCGGCAUGGCUGACGCUCCCCCGCCCUAUGAGAAGUUUCGGUCCAUCAUUUCAGCGGAAGGAAUUCCUCCGUAUGGACCCUCCCCACAACCAGGGUCUUCUCCUAUACCAGGGUCUCAUCCCCUAGCAGGAACUUAUCCUCCAGCAGGAACUAAUCCCCCACCUGGGUCUUAUCCACCACCUGGGUCUCAUCCACCACCUGGGUCUUAUCCACCACCUGGGUCUUAUCCACCACCUGGGUCUUAUCCACCACCUGGGUCUUACCCUCCUCCAGGGUCUUAUCCUCCUCCAGGGUCUUAUCCUCCUCCAGGGCAACAGACAAAUCAGCAGAGCCCGGUGGUUAUCAACAACCAGAAUACGUCUACAGCAAUAGCUGGUGUCGGAGGGGCGCCACUUCUCCCCGGGCAAUGCACUGUAUGUCGAAAAGGAAAGAUCGAGAACUCGGCAUCCUGCUGCACAUGGGUCUGCUGCUGCCUGCUAUUCCCCCUGGGCAUCAUUCCUGGCAUAAUCGCUUUCUGUUGCUGCUUCCGACGCCCGAAAUGCAGCCACUGCGGGUAUACCGUUUAGGAGGUUGUGAUUAGGCUGUUUCACCUUGAGCAGAUUUGACUGAAUGGCCUGAAUGUUACGCCGUUCAUUCUCCUACUUGCAUAUUGCCUUAACGAAAGUAGUGGAUACUACUUCUACCCCAGAUGUAUAUCAAUUUUAUCAUAAUAUUGAGAAAGGUUUUUGUUUUCUUUCGCUGUUGAGAAUGCAGCGUAAAAUUCUCUUUGAGAUUCAGCUGACUGCAUGAACAAUUUAGAACAAUACCGCUUACAAUAUGCCUUUUGUGAUGCUACCUUAAAUAUUUUCCGACCUUGCCACCUAGGCUCUUCUUGUCUGUCCAACUUCUCUAGCGCUACGGUCUAGUUCAUCUGUUUAUUAAUGAUAAGAGGCCUCUCUAGGUGGCUCUGAAAAAUUAACGGCAGGCUCUAAAGUUAUUAAUGGACAGAAAUGCUUACCGCAGUGGUAGCAAUCAUCAUGAAGCGGUGAAUUUAGUACGUUGUCAUAACUUAGUAGAUUAAU